AUGCCCGUGAUGGCUGACAAGCGCAAAGCAUCCAUGGCUGGGUUUGACUCCGAGCCCAAGCGACCACGUAUAUCCAGAGAGGAUGACAGUGACAGCGGGUCUGCACUGAUGGCUGCAGAGCGGCCGCGCAACAACCCUAUUUUCGGCCAGAAAAGCGCAUUCCCUGGUCUCGACGACGGCGGCGAUGAGCUGACUUACGAUGAGCCAGAUGGUGCUCUGGAGUACCUGCGCAUGGUCCGAUCCGAAGCCAAUGCCCUACCAUCGCUCUUCAUCGCCGCAACCUCCAAACAAGAAACGAACAAGGCGCAAGAGAACACUGUGACGGUAGCUGUCGUCCCUGAGCCGCAGUCACACUCUUUACCGGCAGGGUUUUUCGAGGACGAGGCCUUCAUUGCUCCCGCCGAUGCCAGGAAGACUACGGUCGCUGCCGUUGAAGAUGCAUUUCCAGAAGCACAGAAUAUCUGCUACGAUCUCCUCCGCCAUCGAUUUCGACUUCUCCGAUCAACCUUACGAUGUACACCUCCAGCUGGCGCUAUCGCCGCCCUCGACGACUCCCAUCCUAUCAGUCUUCCUCGCGGCCACGAAGCUGCACGCAAGGUAUGGCGGCGGUUGAUACUUUCGGUGGAUCCACACAUGACUCAACUGGCGUGCAUGGAUUCUCACACUGUACUCGGAGCACUAGGCAUUGUCGCGCGAGAGCUGUCCGACGUCGUUCGUCACCAGAAGGCCGAAAGUAUUCGACGUAUGGGAGCUUGGGUCUGGGGGAUAUCAGGGAAGUGUCGUGAAGUGGGCGAGCUGUCUACGGAGGAUGUGGGAGCCAUUCGCGACCUUGGCAAACGAGCUGCCAAGAUUUGCGAAAAGAUCGGAGAAGAGAACAGCCAGGAAGCUCAGAAUGACUGUGAUUCAGAUGCCGGAGAAGAUGAUAGCUUAGGAGGUACAUCUCCACAGGGAGAAUCUGACCCUGUGAUGACAGAGCAGGCAGAGGUUGUGGAUGCUGGCGACUCUGAAUUGCCCGAUGCUGAGACGGAGUUGGACGAUUUGGAGGCUGCAAAAGCGCGUCUUCAGGCCCAACUACUGGGUGACGAUGACACUCAACUAGCAGGACGAAGUGAUCAAGAUGAGGCAGAUUAUGUGUCGCAGCUAACUCGUGCCAUGCUUGACAUGAUCCUCACCAUUGUCGGCGAAUUCUUUGGACAGCGUGACUUACUGGAGGCACGUCGAACCUGGGCCAGUUGA
Penicillium maclennaniae is the source of this 1236-nucleotide messenger RNA. Its product is annotated as SIP1 domain-containing protein. Gene Ontology annotation, cellular component: SMN complex; nucleus. The record is from RefSeq and is a predicted model, not a curated record. Gene Ontology annotation, biological process: spliceosomal snRNP assembly. Bases 1 to 1236 code for a protein of 411 amino acids. Lineage: Eukaryota; Fungi; Ascomycota; Eurotiomycetes; Eurotiales; Aspergillaceae. The transcript is spliced from 2 exons.